Laetiporus sulphureus 93-53 is the source of this 3131-nucleotide messenger RNA. RefSeq names its product kinesin heavy chain. The record is from RefSeq and is a predicted model, not a curated record. The transcript is spliced from 17 exons. Gene Ontology annotation, molecular function: ATP binding; microtubule binding; microtubule motor activity. Lineage: Eukaryota; Fungi; Basidiomycota; Agaricomycetes; Polyporales; Laetiporaceae. Bases 213 to 3131 code for a protein of 972 amino acids. Gene Ontology annotation, biological process: microtubule-based movement.
AAGCGGCCGAGUCCUCGCGAGCACUCGUGUACACGUUAGGGAGUAUUCUCGCCCUGCACUACUUUGCCCGGUCUCUCUGUCAUUAGGAUCUCUAUCUACUGGAGGGAACGCCUUGCCAGCGUGUCCCAUAUACCUCUGGCAUACACUUUAGGCGACAUCGUCAACACUAGGUCACCUUCCGUUCGUUCACUCUCUGACAGCGGAGGAUUGUAAUGGCUUCCACGAACAUCAAAGUUGUCUGCCGGUUUCGCCCACCGAACGCGAUCGAGCAGCGCGAAGGAGGUGAAGUUGUCGUAUCAUUCAGUGACAACCUACAGACGGUCCAUGUGCGAUCGGCACAGCUCAGCUCUGGGCCGGAGAAAGAUGGGUUCACAUUCGACAGAGUCUUCCCUCCCGGCACUAAGCAGCAUGAAGUGUUCGAUUAUGGUGUCAACGACAUUGUAAAGGAUGUCUUGGAUGGCUACAAUGGGACGGUGUUCGCGUAUGGCCAGACCGGUAGUGGAAAGACGUUCACAAUGAUGGGAGCCGACAUAGAUUCAGCCGAUCUGAAGGGUCUGAUCCCUCGCAUUACAGAGCAGAUUUUCCAGUCUAUUGUGGAAUCGGAUGCCCAUUUAGAAUAUCUUGUCAAGGUGUCUUACAUGGAAAUUUACCUAGAACGGAUCCGAGAUCUGUUAGCACCUCAGAACGACAAUCUUCAAGUACAUGAAGAGAAAUCGAAGGGAGUCUACGUCAAGAACCUUUCCGACUACUACGUUAGUAGUGCCCGCGAGGUAUACGAAAUUAUGCGACAAGGAGGUAACACACGAGUUGUGUCAUCAACAAACAUGAACGCUGAGAGUUCACGCUCUCACUCCAUCUUCCUCAUCACUAUCCAGCAGCGCAAUACAGAGACCGGCGCACAGAAGACUGGUAAUUUAUAUCUUGUCGACUUGGCCGGUUCCGAGAAAGUGGGGAAGACCGGUGCGUCAGGCCAAACACUAGAGGAGGCGAAGAAGAUCAACAAGUCCUUAUCCGCCCUUGGAAUGGUCAUCAACGCCCUUACUGAUGGCAAGGCCAAGCAUGUGCCUUACCGGGAUUCAAAGCUCACCCGAAUCCUGCAAGAGUCACUCGGAGGUAACUCGAGGACGACUCUUAUCAUCAAUUGCUCUCCGUCUUCUUACAACGAGGCUGAGACGCUUUCCACCCUCCGCUUUGGUAUCCGUGCUAAAUCGAUUAAGAACACCGCGCGUGUCAAUGCGGAGCUUUCUCCCUUGGAGCUCAAGGGACUGCUCACCAAGGCUCAAGCAGCCAACACUUCAUAUCAGAAGUACAUUGCUGCUCUCGAAGCGGAGCUGGCAAUCUGGCGCACGGGUGGUCAGGUCGACCAAGCGGACUGGGUGACUGCUGAGAAGGCAGCUUCUUCUACGGCAGCGCCCAAGAGAUCGCCCGCAUCACCGACACCAUCCUCGACACGUAGCAUGACGCCUGUCAAUCCUGCAUUGGAGGGCUUGCGCAGCGAUGGUGACAGUCGCCCACAGACCCCCACUGUAGUCGGACUCGACAAGGACGAGCGUGAAGAAUUCCUCAAGCGCGAGAAUGAGCUCAGUGACCAGUUAGCGGAGAAAGAGUCUGCUCUCAAUGCUGCGCAGAAGCUUGUUAGCGAACUCCGGGAAGAGUUGGCAUUCUUGAAGGAGCAGGAGGCGUCGUUAUCGAAGGAGAACAAGACGAUGUCUGGCCAACUCAACGAGCUUCGUCUGCAAGUAGAGCGCCUGGACUAUGAUAACAAGGAGAGUGUUAUCACCAUCGACAUUUUGAAGGAACAGAACCAAGAUGCGAAGACAGAACUGGAGGAGCUGAAGAAGACCAUUCUGGAGCUCAAGGCUGCUCAGAAGGAUGCGUCCGCCGAAGAUAAAGAGAAGCGCAAACAGGAGAAGAUGGCCUUGAUGAUGGCUAAGUUCGAUGCGCAAGGUACUUUCUCGGAGAAGGACGAACAGCUGCGCCAGCUCCUCGCCAAGCUGGAUGCCAUUGAUUCUGAUGCUGCUGUGUCGACCCUCUCUCAAGAAGAUGUUGUCACGCUUCGUCGGCAGCUGGUCGACGGGCAGAACCUCAUCCGAGAGACUGUUGACCGCUUGAGGCAGAGCCAGGAGGAGAACGAGAUGAAUUCGCGCAGACGAGAUGAAUUGGAGGCUCGUAUCUCUGCGCUUGAGACGGAGUACGAAGAGUUACUGGAGAAGACGAUCCGCGAUGAGGAGGUCAGCAAUGUCGACGUUGCCGAAUCGAUGGCCGAGCUCAAGAACAAGCUGGAGGCGCAAUACGCGGCGAAACGUGACGCGCAUUUGAGCGAGGUACAGGAUCUGAAGCAACAGCUGGAGAUUCGCAUCAGCGAAGUCCGCACCCUCAAUGCCACCAUCGAUAGUUUGAAGAGCGUCAACGAUGAACUUAAGCGCGCAUUCGCUGUGACCUCAGCCGGCAUCGAAGGUGGUAAGAACCUUGCUGAGAGCGCCCAAGAUCUCGAGAGGACACGGAAAGCCAUCAGCGUGCAACUUGCAGAAUUUGAUGGAGUCAAGAAGUCCCUCAUGCGAGAUCUCCAGAACCGCUGCGAGAAGGUGGUUGAGUUGGAGAUCCAGCUGGAUGAGAUCAAGGAGCAGUACAACAAUGUCAUCCGUAACAGCAACAGCAAAGCGCAGCAGAAGAAGAUGGCUUUCUUAGAACGGAAUCUAGAGCAACUGACUGUUGUCCAGAAGCAGUUAGUUGACCAGAAUUCUGCCUUGAAGAAGGAAGCCGGCAUCGCGGAGCGGAAAUUGCUCGCGCGGAACGAGCGGAUACAGAAUCUCGAGGCUUUGCUGCGAGACGCCGAUCGCCGACUGGCAACGCAGAACCAGAAGUUCGAGGCCCAACUGCAGGUGGUCAAGGAGCGCCUUGAUCAAGCACGCGCUCAAAAGGUCGCUUCUUCGUCGCCUCUCAGCUUUGGCCGCAUUGCCAAGCCGUUGCGGGGAGGAGGAGUUGCAGCCGCGAGCGCAGCUUCUGCGGCCACCAGCCCGUCAAUAGGGUCGAGCGCCGCAAACCCGGUAACAAGGCUACAGAACGAAGAGUCAGGCGGGCGUCGUGGUUCUUCAACUCAACAAGGUGAUGCCGUGCUCAGUCCUCGCUGA